Ceratitis capitata (Mediterranean fruit fly) is the source of this 759-nucleotide messenger RNA. Its product is annotated as UPF0691 protein C9orf116 homolog. Gene Ontology annotation, biological process: axoneme assembly. Bases 201 to 545 code for a protein of 114 amino acids. Gene Ontology annotation, cellular component: axonemal microtubule. Lineage: Eukaryota; Metazoa; Arthropoda; Insecta; Diptera; Tephritidae. The record is from RefSeq and is a predicted model, not a curated record. The transcript has 2 exons.
GCAAGAAAAUUCUACAAAUUCCGAAGCAAAAAGGCAAAACUAUUUUUAUAUUAUUUCAAUUUUUACGCGUUUAUUAUUUGAAAGAAAAAAAUUAUAAAAUUCACUCGCUAUCGCCGCUUUCAACGCAUCACAUUUUCGCUUCAUUUUUGCUAUAGAAUAAUUGGUGAAGCAAUAAAAAAAAGCAAUAAUUUUAUGCGAAAAUGUGUGAGCACUAUUGUGACGAUUUGGAAACCUUCAAUCCCGAAAUUGAAUACCAAAAGUUCUUAAAACGUAAGCCCAUCGUACAGACGGCAAAGUUGUAUGAGCAGUUGCAUACGCGCGAGAAGAUUAAGUGUCCUUACAACUUCAAGGGCUAUGGCGUUGAGACGGAUAAGAACACUAUGUAUCGCACGUGCAAUUCCGAGUAUGGCUACUAUGCUCCAAAUGCCUACACGAUACCCACCCGUUACUUUCCGUUGUCGCAGAAAUUUUCAAAUGAACUUCAUCGCUGCGGCAUGUAUCGCAAUUUCUCGCUUAACACGCUUAUGGAUCGUGCUUAUUUUUAAGUGGAGUCAUAUACCUACAUACAAAUGUGUUCUACAGAACGCGGCGGGUUUUAUAUUCAUGAAAUUGACAUAUUUAACUAUUUCAUUUCGAGAUAUCUGUACUGUAUAAUUACUUCAUCUAUGAUUGUCAGUGCACCAUAAUAAAUGCACUAUUCAAACUAAAUAAAUUAAUGCGUUCCAGCACCGGCUAUAAAAGGAACUUGAAAAAAGAGAA